Messenger RNA from Cajanus cajan (pigeon pea), 1684 nucleotides. The record is from RefSeq and is a predicted model, not a curated record. Lineage: Eukaryota; Viridiplantae; Streptophyta; Magnoliopsida; Fabales; Fabaceae.
AUGGGGUACCAAACAAUACUUGUGCUGAUUACUUUUGUGAGUGCAAGCAUUCUAAUCUUCGUCCCUAGGUUAUUCAACCAAACCUCAUCAUCUACAAAACUUCCACCAGGGCCACGUCCAUUUCCUAUCAUAGGAAACAUCUUGAAACUUGGCACAAAACCACACAAAGCACUCACCAAACUCUCUACAAUUUAUGGACCUAUUAUGACAUUGAAACUUGGUAGCAUAACAACCAUAGUCAUAUCCUCUCCUCAAGUAGCCAAACAAGUAUUGCAUGAAAAUGGCCAAAUCUUUUCUAGUAGGACAAUCCCACAUUCAGUUCAUGCACUUAACCAUCACAUAUAUUCUAUUGCGUGGCUUCCCCCAUCACCUCAAUGGAGGAACCUUAGGCGAGUUUGUGCCACAAAAAUAUUCUCCCCACAAGUGCUAGCAUCCACUCAAAUCCUUCGCCAACAAAAGGUUAAUGAAUUAUUGGAUUUUGUGGAAGAAAGAUGCAAGAAAGGUGAGGUCUUGGAUAUUGGUGAGGCUAUCUUUACAACAAUCCUUAAUUCCAUUUCAACCACUUUAUUCUCUAUGGAUUUGUCUAAUUAUACAUCUGAAAAGUCUCAUGAGUUCAUGAACAUUAUUCGGGGUAUGAUGGAAGAAAUUGGAAGGCCUAAUAUUGCAGAUUUCUUUCCCAUUCUUCGUCCACUUGACCCCCAACGUGUGCUUGCAAGGACGGCCAAUUAUUUUAACAAGUUGUUUAAGAUUAUUGAUGAGAUUAUUGAAGAAAGAAUGUCUUCAAGAGCUUCAAAAUCUGACUCCAAGGUGUGCAAGGAUGUAUUGGACUCGCUUCUUCACAAUAUUGAAGAAUCUGCUUCUCUGCUGAGUCGUAAUGACAUGUUACAUUUUUUUCUGGAUUUACUUGUUGCUGGGAUUGACACAACAUCAAGCACAGUGGAAUGGGUUAUGGCAGAACUACUACACAACCCAGAUAAAUUGGCAAAGGCAAGAAAAGAGUUACAUGAAGUAAUUGGUAAAAAUGUAACAGUUGAAGAAUCAGAGAUGUUAAAGUUGCCAUUCUUAGGAGCAGUAGUGAAGGAAACUCUUCGCAUGCACCCAUCAGGUCCUUUUUUAUUACCCCACAAGUGUGAUGAAAUGGUAAGCAUAUGCGGCUAUAAUGUGCCUAAAAAUGCACAAGUGUUGGUCAAUGUCUGGGCCAUGGGACGAGACCCAACCAUUUGGGAGUAUCCGAAAUUGUUUCUGCCUGAAAGAUUUUUGGAAUGUGACAUUGAUUUUAAAGGUCGUGAUUUUGAGCUCAUACCCUUUGGGACAAGCAAAAGGGUAUGCCCAGGAUUACCAUUAGCUCACAGGACAAUUCAUUUAAUGAUAGCAUCCCUUGUACACAAUUUUGAAUGGAAGCUAGCUGAUGGGUUAGUGCCACAACACAUGAACAUGAAGGAGCAAUGUGGAAUAAGCUUAAAGAAGCUCCAACCUCUUAGAGUUCAAGCUACUCCAAUCAAACACGACUAGUUAUAUAUUAAUGUGUACUUAGAUAUAUAUGACUUCUCAUUGGAUGUCAACAACAAAUAGAAAAAUGAUAUGGAGUUAUACUUGUGACAUGUAUUAUACAUAUGUACUAAGCUUGAGCUUGAUUUGUUUAGUAAAUUUUUAACUAAAUUAUUUUUCACUUUAUCAAUAUAUA